AUGUCGGACCUUACUCCAGUUUACACCAAGGACGCUGCUUUCCCAGCAGGACCUUACUCCCAAGCCAUCAAGACUUCAUCUACUAUUUACUGCUCUGGACAAAUCCCAUGCACACCCGAAGGCGAAAUUCUCAUCCUCGAGACCUCCAGCAUCUCUGCCAUGACCGAGCUUUGCAUCAAGAACUUGUCUGCCGUUCUUAAGGAAGCUGGAAGCAGUAUUGAGAUGGUUGUUAAGGUCAAUGUCUUCUUGACUACCAUGGACAACUUUGCAGAAAUGAACGGAGUCUAUGAGAAGCUCUUCAAGCAUAAGCCUGCAAGAAGUUGUGUUGCUGUAUACCAAUUGCCCAAGGGUGUUCCGGUCGAGAUCGAAUGUAUUGCAUUGGCUUAAAUCUAUAUGUGAUAAGAAGAGAGAAAUACUUUUGAAGACCUUAAGAAUGACGACGCCGAUGAAUCUCUUCUGUGAUCUCAUGUUGGAAUUAUGACACUAUGAUUAUACCACGAUUUAGCUAGUAUAGGCCUUGCUACUAUUGUCAGUGAAUCUCUCGUCGGUCAUAAUUUUCAAUAGUUUGAAAUCUGGAGUCAGGAGAUAAUACUAUCUUGAGUUUUAUCAUCAAGCACUACACCCAUCCUACGUCUUUGGUAUGCAUCGUAUGUGACGUUAGCCAAGCAACAUUUCAUCAUAUUUCUUGGGACUUCAACGCUUCAAAUUAUCAAGAUUCUGAUAGUUCAAACUGUCCCGAGAAAUGGGACUAUAAC
This is a messenger RNA of Botrytis porri, 755 nucleotides long. RefSeq lists its product as uncharacterized. The record is from RefSeq and is a predicted model, not a curated record. Bases 1 to 387 code for a protein of 128 amino acids. NCBI's taxonomy places the organism in Eukaryota, Fungi, Ascomycota, Leotiomycetes, Helotiales, Sclerotiniaceae. The transcript is spliced from 4 exons. Gene Ontology annotation, molecular function: deaminase activity. Gene Ontology annotation, cellular component: mitochondrion; cytosol.